AUGGUGCUCGCCAAAUCCAAGAAUGCAGUGGGGCUGGGGAACAGCCUCAUGAAUGACCGUUUCGGCAGAGGCAAAGGCAACGACCGCAAGAAGGUCUCGGCAGGAAUACACAGAACAGAUCAAGAGGGACAGACCUAUGUCACAAAUGCCCCCAAAGAAGCAUCAUGGGUAAAAAUGCGAAGUGUAACAGAGCAAGGUGCUCUUGAUGAGUUUCUCAGCACUGCAGAGCUUGCUGGGACAGACUUUACCGCGGAGAAAAUGAACAAUGUGAAGAUCAUACAUACCGAUCAACGCAAUCCAUACCUCUUGUCAGCAGCCGAGGAAAGAUCAGCUAUCAGAAAGCAAAACGCGAACAAGAAUCGUUUGACUGUACCAAGGCGGCCACCUUGGGACGAGACCACUACACCGCAAGCGUUGGAUCAGAAAGAGAGAGCGAGUCUGCUCGAUUGGAGAAGAGGCUUAGCUGAGUUACAAGAAAAUAAUGACCUCUUGAUGACGCCCUUCGAGAGGAAUUUGGAAGUAUGGAGGCAGUUGUGGAGGGUCAUCGAGAGGUCAGAUCUUGUGGUGCAGAUUGUGGAUGCCAGAAACCCAUUGCUCUUCCGGUCAGAAGAUCUUGAAAAGUAUGUGAAGGAGGUCGAUCCCAAGAAGAAUAAUCUACUAUUGGUCAACAAGGCGGACAUGAUGACUUUGCCGCAAAGAGAAGCUUGGGCAAACUAUUUCCAAAGAGUAGGGAUCAACUACAAGUUCUUCUCGGCUUCGCUGGCGAAGGAGAUGAAUGAGGCAAUGGACAUAGAUGCAGAGCCGACCGAGAAUGCUUCGGCGGUGCCAGACAAAGCUGUCGAGGAAGUAGUAGAUGGUGCGGGUGACAAGCUCGCUAAUGAGGCCGAGAAGUUGGAUGUACAAGAUGCAGAGGAGGACGAAGAGCAGUGGGCAAGUGAGGAGGAUCUUGAUGAAGAAGUGGAUCAGCGAACGAGGAUCUUGACUGUAGAUGAACUUGAGGCUUUAUUCCUAGAGAAUGCUCCAGACGUCGAGAACACAGACCCGGAACAUCCACGGAAGACGACAAUUGGUCUCGUGGGCUACCCCAAUGUUGGUAAAUCCUCUACCAUUAACGCACUUAUCGGAGCGAAGAAGGUCUCUGUCUCAUCAACGCCGGGCAAGACGAAGCAUUUCCAAACCAUACAUCUCAGCUCGGAAGUCAUACUUUGCGAUUGCCCUGGACUUGUCUUCCCCAAUUUUGCCACUACGAAAGCAGAGCUUGUCUGCAAUGGAAUCUUACCAAUUGACCAGCUCCGAGAGUUUACGGGACCCGCAGGGCUCGUUGCCCAGCGCAUCCCCCAAUCAUUCUAUGAGGCUCUUUACGGCGUCAAAGUGCAGAUUCGACCCCUGGAAGAAGGCGGCACCGGAACACCAACGGCCGAGGAGAUCUUGAUCGCUUACGCUGUUGCUCGAGGAUUCGCAAAGACAGGACAAGGACAACCGGAUGAAUCGAGAGCUGCGCGUUACGUGCUCAAGGACUACGUGAGUGGCAAACUAUUGUUCUGUCACCCACCUCCCAGUGAUCCUCCGGUUGAUCCACGAGAGUUCAAUCGAGAUCUUUACGAUGUCGAGCAUCUUCCGCAGAAGCGGCGGGCCAUGUUAGCAGCACAGGUAGAAGCUUCGAUAUCCGGCUCGGAGAAUCCUUCAUUGAUGGAUGAUGCGGAGUCGCUUCCUGCAGUGCCUCUACAAGGAGAGAAGUCAAACGGGCUUGAUAAGAGGUUCUUCGGACCUGGGCAAGGCAGUGCCGGACAUUUGACUAUGCCUUUUAAUCACCAGUACAGUGAGCAGGGGAAAAGGCAGCUGACGGGUAGGAAGCUGCAGACAAUGACGGCAUUGGAAAAAAACAUUGAUCCUGCAGAAUUGAAGCUGCUGAAUUCCAAGAAGCAUGGCAACGGAGGGAAGAGGAAGCACAAGGCGUCGCGAGCUGAAAAGGCUCUGGAUCCUAAUGUCCUGGACGUACCAAAACGGUGGUUGAUCCAUUUCGACAUCCAGACAAACCUAGUCCUGGCGUCAGCUACUCGUUUACGAGUACAGGUACUUUUGACCUAA
Messenger RNA from Letharia columbiana, 2088 nucleotides. RefSeq lists its product as uncharacterized. Gene Ontology annotation, biological process: ribosomal subunit export from nucleus. Gene Ontology annotation, molecular function: GTP binding; GTPase activity. Bases 1 to 2088 code for a protein of 695 amino acids. Gene Ontology annotation, cellular component: cytosol. Lineage: Eukaryota; Fungi; Ascomycota; Lecanoromycetes; Lecanorales; Parmeliaceae. The record is from RefSeq and is a predicted model, not a curated record. The transcript has 2 exons.